Molecule: messenger RNA, 1577 nt
Organism: Phragmites australis (common reed)
Lineage: Eukaryota; Viridiplantae; Streptophyta; Magnoliopsida; Poales; Poaceae
Product: ubiquinol oxidase 4, chloroplastic/chromoplastic-like
Exons: 9
Coding region: 96-1325 (409 amino acids)
Biological process (GO): alternative respiration
Cellular component (GO): mitochondrion; thylakoid
Molecular function (GO): alternative oxidase activity
Source: RefSeq, a predicted model, not a curated record
CACUUGCAAUUUGCAAAGAAAGAAAAGAAAAGGCAACGGAGCGCAUCGCGCCACGGCACCAACUCGCCACCCGGAAGUCGAGUCGUCACCGGCCCAUGAAUUCUGCUGUUCCUUCCGUCCCCGCACGUCCUCCGGUCCGGGCUUCCGGCUUGUGGGCACUACUGCCGUGCCGAGCGUGGCGUCCUGCAGAGCCGGAGCCGCUUGCUCACCCAACCGCACCAGCGGCCGGUUUCCCCCUUCCCGCGCCGCUCGCUGCCGCAAAAACCCCACGAAAUCGCAGAACCAGCAUGGCGGUGGCAAUCUCCACCUCCCCCUUCCCCGCCGCGCUCUCCGCCAAGCCCUCCGCGCGCUCGCCGCGGCGCUCGCCCGGCUUCCUCCCUCUCCACGCCCACCGCCCCCGCGCCCCGCGCCUCGGCCCCGUCGCCACAUGGAGCAGGUUUCGCACGGAGGCGAUGAAGACGCAGCGGGAGAAGGAGCAGACGGAGGUGGCCGUCGAGGAGUCCUUCCCCGUGAGGGAGACGGCGCCUCUGGAUGGAGCGGACGACCCCAUGGUUUCCACGGAUGAGAGCUGGGUGGUGAAGCUCGAGCAGUCCGUGAACAUUUUCCUCACGGAGUCAGUGAUCACGAUACUUGAUAGUUUUUACCGUGACCGCAACUAUGCCAGAUUUUUCGUGUUGGAGACGAUUGCUAGGGUGCCGUAUUUUGCAUUUAUAUCUGUGCUUCAUAUGUAUGAGACCUUUGGCUGGUGGAGAAGAUCUGAUUAUAUAAAGGUUCACUUUGCUGAAAGCUGGAACGAGUUCCAUCACCUCUUAAUCAUGGAAGAAUUAGGUGGCAACUCUUUAUGGGUUGAUCGUUUUCUUGCACGGUUUAUGGCAUUUUUUUACUACUUCAUUACUGUUGCGAUGUACAUGCUGAGCCCAAGAAUGGCAUAUCACUUUUCUGAAUGUGUGGAGAGGCAUGCAUACUCAACUUAUGACAAGUUUCUCAAGCUCCAUGAAGAGGAGUUGAAAAGACUGCCAGCUCCGAAGGCAGCUAUAAACUAUUACCAGAAUGAGGAUCUUUACUUAUUUGAUGAGUUUCAGACAGCAAGAGUCCCAUGUUCUAGGAGGCCUAAAAUCGAUAACUUAUAUGAUGUGUUUGUUAAUAUACGAGAUGAUGAGGCAGAACACUGCAAGACAAUGAAGGCCUGUCAAACACAUGGAACUCUUCGUUCUCCUCACUCCAUGCAGAACUGCUUAGAAACUGAUACGGAAUGUGUAAUACCUGAAAACGAUUGUGAAGGUAUCGUGGAUUGUGUCAAAAAGUCGGUUACAAGUAAAGACUGAGACCUGUAUCUUCGUGUUCAGGCAUCAUAGAUUUCAAAGUUUUGAUGAUAUUCUGUUUGUUUUUCUUUCCCCCCUUAAAGUUAGGAAAUAGUUGUCUUAGUUUUUCUUUUGGCCUGGAUCGUACAUUACAGAAGUCGGUGUAGAUGCAACACAACUUAAUAUCUUAUGUAUGAAAAGAUGCCAAUUCAGGCUGUAAAACAUUGCAGAUUCGCUUGCAGUGUUCUGAAUGUGAUUUAUUAAACGUUGCAAUCC